UCCGGUUUCGCCGCGCCUGGCCUCAGUGCGUUUCCGGGCGGCAAGGAGGAAGGCCACGGUGGAAACUACAUAUCGAACUGAAGCAGGAUGUAGAAGCACAGUUAAAUAUGUUCUAACUAUUUGCUAAAAGCAUCGCCUUCGAAGCUGCCCGCCUGCCUUUCUGACUAGGCCGAACAUCCCAAGGAGCAGCAGGACAUUGUCGCAAAGCACCCAAGACAUUUCAUCGUAUCCUGAAGCACCCAAGACAUUUCAAAGCAAAGCACCCAAGACAAAGCACCCAAGACAUUUCAUCGUAUCCUGAAGAAGGAGGAGGAGACGUUCUCCCUCCUGCCGCUGAGUCCAACCUCGGCCUCUCGCUUGCUGUGACGUGGCUGCGCGCCAUGUCCGGCACACCUCGGAGAGUUUUACAAGUGCUGCGGCCGCACACGUCUCGAAAAGGGAGGACCCUCUACAGCGGCCUUGUGCUGACGGGAGCAACUUACCUCCUGUGCCGGGCGGUGUGGCUGACAGUGGGCGGCGCGAGUGACCCGAGCCAAGGCCCCCGAUCUGGACCUGAUAUCCAAAAGUGGGAUUUUCAGGCUGGCUUCGUCAGGGAAGACAAGGAGACCAGGUCGCGGCUCCCGAAGGACAGCGUCAACGGGACCAACCCCCACAGGCGGGCCUUGCAGUAUUUGAUCGAGGAACCUGACUUCUGCAGCGACUUUCCCGACGUGAAGAUCAUUUCGUACGUCCACUCCGCCGCCAAGAAAACGGAGAACAGACAGCUGAUUCGGGACACGUGGGGGAGUAUGAAGUACUACCAGCAGAUCCACCUACGUAUUUUCUUUGUCUUUGGAGCUGCGGCGUCUCAGGAGGAACAGGACAUCAUCGAUGAGGAGAGUGAAAAGUACCACGACAUCAUCCAACUUGACUUUGUGGAUUCGUAUAAAAAUUUAUCAUAUAAGGGGGUGUCGGCCUUGCAGUGGAUCACGGAGCACUGCUUGCAGGCGCAGUGGAUCCUCAAGAGCGACGACGACAUGAUAAUCAACGUGUUCGGCUUGGUGGACUACCUCAACCUGUACAGCAAGUGGCUGGCCUCGCGCGACGAGGGUCCCCCCAAAACGAUCAUGUGCGCUGUGUGGUGGGGAAUGCCCGUCCUGCGAGGCACAGGCUGUGCCAAGUGGUGUGUCACGGAGGAGGAGUGGCCAGAGAAGUCCUACCCGACGUACUGCUCCGGCAGCGCCUUCGUCAUCCCGACGCACCUGGCGCCAAAGCUCUACCACGCCUACUUCCAUGCACCGUUUCUGUGGGUCGACGACGCGUACAUCUCGGGCGUUUUGCCUAGACAGGCGGGCAUCAAGCACCGGCCUAUCCACUCGCUCUACGAGCUCAACCACUUCCUCAUGGCAAAGAACGUUAUCCACGGGAACCGCCUCUUCUGCCACCACCCUGGCAAGGCCCUCCCACGGGCGACCUGGUGGCCCCUCAUCGCCGCCAAGGAGGGCAGAGGCUGACGCCGUGACGCCGUGAGGGAAGCGCUUCGGGAAACAAAUUAUAUUUUACUACAUCAAAAAUUUCAUACGAGACUAAUAUAUAUUUUGAAACGGUGUAUAUAGGACUCCAUGACAUUAAUAAAAUGUGCUUCGAAGCAGGAGCAUUUACAUACAAUGAACUGUAUUUGUAAACUAUGUUUGUUAAUGUUGAUGUUUGGUGAAGGGCUUUGCCGGGAAAAAAGUACAAGUUUUCGGAGUAAAA
This is a messenger RNA of Penaeus monodon (black tiger shrimp), 1734 nucleotides long. Its product is annotated as beta-1,3-galactosyltransferase 1-like. NCBI's taxonomy places the organism in Eukaryota, Metazoa, Arthropoda, Malacostraca, Decapoda, Penaeidae. Gene Ontology annotation, molecular function: hexosyltransferase activity. The coding region runs from base 381 to 1493 and encodes 370 amino acids. The transcript is spliced from 8 exons. Gene Ontology annotation, cellular component: membrane. The record is from RefSeq and is a predicted model, not a curated record.